This is a messenger RNA of Paramecium tetraurelia, 614 nucleotides long. RefSeq lists its product as uncharacterized. The record is from RefSeq and is a predicted model, not a curated record. Gene Ontology annotation, cellular component: EMC complex. Gene Ontology annotation, molecular function: carbohydrate binding. The transcript is spliced from 5 exons. Lineage: Eukaryota; Ciliophora; Oligohymenophorea; Peniculida; Parameciidae.
AUGGCCAUUUUUCAUCUCCUGUUACUCGUUGCUUUUCCAAUGAUUGCUUUUGCUUCAUAAUCCAAAAUCGAAGGCAAGGUUCUUUAAUAAUUACAAAGAGAGUUUGUAUAAGAUGAUCCCAUUCUCAAAGUAACACUCAAUUAUGGACAAUAUGAAACACACACCUAAAAGAAUGGAAUCUUUGCAUUCUACAAUAUUCCAAAUGGAAGAUACUUCCUAGAAGUACAUUCAAGAUAUUUUGUUUAUGAAUCCGCAUUUAUUGAUGUUUAUACCAGCAAUAAAGGUACAAAUGUUGCAGUUUCAAAAAUUCACCCAAUCUUAAGAUAAAAACCUAAAUCAUAAUAAUAAACCAAGUAACAAAGAAUACAAACAAGAGAUUAAAUGUUAUUUGAGAUCAUUCAAAGGAAAGAUUACUUUGAAAAAGAAGAUGAAUUGAGUUUGUCAUAGAUCUACCAAAAUUAAUAUUUCUUCAUGAUUGCAAUUACUGUGGCUAUGUUGUUUUUUGUUAAGAAAAUGCCAAUGGAAGAAUUACAAUCAGCUGAAAGGGCUCCAUAAUAAUAGUAAUGAUUAAUGUUGUAUAUAUAAUACGAUAGAUAGAUAAAUAAUAUAUAUAU